Messenger RNA from Diatraea saccharalis (sugarcane borer), 899 nucleotides. NCBI's taxonomy places the organism in Eukaryota, Metazoa, Arthropoda, Insecta, Lepidoptera, Crambidae. The record is from the annotation of a GenBank genome assembly.
UCUUAUCUCUCGGUGAAAGUCUUAUGAAUUUUUUCAUUGAGCAUUUUAGAGAUUAUUACGGGGAACAAUAUAUUACUAGUAAUAUUCACAAUCUAUCUCAUAUUUUCGAAGAGGUAAGACGCUUUGGAAUACUUCAAAGUUUCUAGGCUUAUCCACUUGAAAAUAAAUUGCAAUUUUUAAAAAACUUGAUGAGAAAUGGAAACAAACCUCUUGCUCAGAUUGCUAAACGAUUGAGUAAACGAAGUAUUAUCGAAUUAGAAAUAAUAAAUAACAGGCGAAUAGAAUAUCCAUUUCUAAAAACUAGUAGACAUGUUACAGUUUUAUAUUGAGAAAGUUUUAUGCUAUCAUCACAACCGGAGAAUAAAUGGUUCUUGAAUUCUGAUAAUCAUAUUGUUGAAAUAAUAACUAUCUAUACUUAUGAUCAAAAAGAAAUGCUUCUACGAGGAAACUGCAUUAAACAUUUGGAAAAUGUUUUUGAAAUUCCCAUAAAAUCGUCUUUGUUAAGUAUAUUCAAAUGCUCAUUAGCCAACAUAACUAAACAUGAAGAAGCUAUUUUUAAAAUAGAAGAUAUUAAAGCCAAACUUGUAGCUAUAAAUUACCAAUCUGAUAUUUUCUUCGCGCCUUUACUAUAUACACUAUAACUGAGAACUGUUGUGUUGUUAAUUAGUUGUAAUAAUUAUAAGCGUUUUAUUCUUUAAUCAGUCUUUAUGAUUUUAACAUUAAUAUUAAGCUUUAAACAGUAACACUAUAGUUACCACAAACAAAAAACUCGCACUUGCUAGCCAUUUUUUCAAAGUAACUGAAGAAAAAACCAAUGAUCCGAAUACGACCGAAUCGUUUAUCGUGAUAGUUGAAAAUUUCUUUAAUCAGUAGAUAACAUGAUUUGUUAUAAAAUUUUU